AUGGUUCGAACGUCGCAAUCGUACACAUUUUCAUCUCAGCCGUACUUUGCGGAUCGAGGUGCAUAUGGCACUGCUCACCCAAUAACUGAACGAAUAAAUCCGCAUUCAAGACCUAUAGUAUCGUACUACUUCCCAAAAGGAGUGGGCUCGUAUCAUUAUGGGGUAGGGCACCCAAUGAAACCCCAUAGAUUAACUUUGACCAACGCACUGGUCCUGGGAUACGGCUUGGACAAGCAAAUACACUAUAUGUUCGACCCGAGGCCCGCAACGGAAGCAGAGCUCACUGCCUAUCACGACAGUGAUUACAUUGACUUCCUCUCAAGGAAAGUCGAUGUUCCAAUAGUUACACCAAAAAAUCAAGUAGGGAUGAAGCAAGCAAUUGAUAAAUUCAAUUGCGUUGAAGAUUGUCCCAUUUUCGCUGAAAUGUAUGAUUUCUGCCGGAUGUACGCUGGCGGCUCGUUAGCUGGCGCAAGAAAGCUGUGCGCAGGCACCACAGAUAUAGCAAUCAACUGGUCCGGUGGACUUCAUCAUGCGAAACGCGGAGAAGCUAGUGGCUUCUGCUACGUCAAUGAUAUCGUGCUAGGGAUACUCGAAUUACUGAGGUAUCAUCCUCGCGUAUUGUACAUCGACAUUGAUAUCCAUCAUGGCGACGGUGUUGAACAUGCAUUUUACCAGUCCAACCGAGUGAUGACGGUGUCCUUCCACAAAUACACCGGUGACUUCUUUCCAGGAACAGGGAAACUAGACGAUAAUGGCCACGGAUCCGGGAAAUACUUCGCAAUCAAUGUCCCUCUGCAAGACGGCAUCGACGAUGACAUGUAUCUGACAAUAUUUAAAACGGUCAUAGACGACACUGUGACCGCCUUCAGCCCGUCAGCCAUUGUACUCCAAUGCGGGGCGGACUCUCUAGGUUGCGAUCGUCUUGGCGCGUUCAACCUUUCCAUCGCUGCUCACGGGGAAUGUGUCAACUUCGUUCGGGCGUUCAACGUACCGCUUCUAGUUGUCGGUGGCGGAGGAUACACCAUUAAGAACGUCAGCCGAUGCUGGACUUACGAAACCGCGAAUCUCGUUGGUGUAGCCGUUCCCAACGAACUCCCAGCUACCGUAUACGACUCUUUCUUCGAAGACUCGCAUUGGAAACUACACCCUCCGCUAACGGGUAACAUCGAGAACCAGAACUCGCCCGCGUCGCUCCAGCGAAUCACCAUGAACAUACGAAAUAAACUGCGGUAUCUCCAAGGCGCGCCCAGUGUCGCUAUGCAAGAGAUUCCUCCGAACAUUCAGGGUUUACUGGCAGAUGAGGACCGCACCGGGGAGGAGAAGGACGAAGACAGGGGGACAGGACAAGCGGGGGAACGCCGUAAUGACCGGCAUACAGCGCGUAACGAUUUCUAUGAAGGUGAUAACGACGUUGAUAUUGGUGAUGAGGAAGAUAGCACUCGCCGCGCCGCUGCCACACCCAAACGUGGUAGGGGCAGUCGUCGCGGUAGGGCGCGUGGAAGGCCAAGGACAUCCACCGCCACCGCGAGCACGGAGAAUGCUGACGAUGGCGAAGCGACGCCGACUCCGCGGCGAGCUCGGGGAAGAGGUAGAGGAAGGGGUCGGGGACGGCCAAGGAAUGUGGACAAAAACAAGGAGAAAGAAAAUGAAAAAGAGACGGACAAAGAAAGCGUCAGCGCUUUAGAGGCAGACAAUCCCGCAACACCAAUGGAUAUUGACGCUGCUGCGCCGUAG
This is a messenger RNA of Pleurotus ostreatus (oyster mushroom), 1734 nucleotides long. RefSeq names its product histone deacetylase (gene HOS2). The coding region runs from base 1 to 1734 and encodes 577 amino acids. The transcript is spliced from 5 exons. The record is from RefSeq and is a predicted model, not a curated record. Gene Ontology annotation, molecular function: histone deacetylase activity. NCBI's taxonomy places the organism in Eukaryota, Fungi, Basidiomycota, Agaricomycetes, Agaricales, Pleurotaceae.